Messenger RNA from Aplysia californica (California sea hare), 1193 nucleotides. Its product is annotated as mediator of RNA polymerase II transcription subunit 19. The record is from RefSeq and is a predicted model, not a curated record. The transcript is spliced from 6 exons. Gene Ontology annotation, molecular function: transcription coregulator activity; transcription factor binding. The coding region runs from base 39 to 761 and encodes 240 amino acids. Gene Ontology annotation, biological process: positive regulation of transcription by RNA polymerase II. Lineage: Eukaryota; Metazoa; Mollusca; Gastropoda; Aplysiida; Aplysiidae. Gene Ontology annotation, cellular component: mediator complex.
CAGCCAGCUUCAGCCUUCAGCUUGCAAAUUGCAACAAAAUGGCGGACCUUAUUCGUAGGCAAGAGCCGAUGCAGUCGUCUCCGCGGUCAAGCCCGCGCGAUCGUGGAUCGCGGUCCCCUGCAUAUCCAAGACAAGAUUCGUCUGGAACUUUAAAAACGACGAUAAGUUUGGUACCAGGGAAACAACCAUCUGUCAUUCAUACUGGGUCUUUUUACCUCGUGAAAGACAUUCCAGAUGAAGCCGACAUCACCGGCAGUACAAAUCUGCUCAACUACUACAAUCUAGAACAUUCCUACAACAGAUUCAUCAACAAGAAGGUGAAGGAGGAGCUGAGUGCGUUCUUGCCGCACCUGCCAGGAAACAUCGACUCGCCUGGAAUCCAGGACAACAGUUCCCUGAGGUCGCUCAUUGAGAAAGUCCCCAGCACAGGGAAAGAGUUGACGCAACUUUCUGGCUCGGCGUUGUCAGGAUUUCGGCUGCACCCUGGACCUCUCCCAGAGCAGUACCAGAUCAUGAACCAGAUGACGCAGAAGAAAAAGAAGCACAAGAAGAAGGUCAAGGACGCUGAGAAAGGAAGUGCCCUGCAGCUUGCGCAAACUGACAACGCUACAGGUGAAACCGAACCUAAAAAGGCCAAGAGACCGAAGAAGGAGGAUGAACAGAAGGAUCCGAAGAAAAAGAAAAAGAAGGACAAGAAAAAGAAGAAGCAGAAACACAGCCCCGACAUAGCCACAGCGAGCGGAGGAGAAAACGCUUCUUAGGUGGAGGACAAGGGACGGAUACGAUACAAGACGAGCAAAGGGCUCGGCGCAUCAAAAGACUUGUGUGGUCGAUGAUGGAGGGAGGCCUCACUCUGAAGAGCUGAUCGUGUGGUUUUUUGGGGGGAGUACUGGCGGAAGACGCUCCAGUGCUGCGUAAUGCUUCGGAUCGGAGGAGCAGGAGGUACACCUUAGGCCUGGUGUUAUCUGUCGUCGCGCAGAGUUGUUCCGUCAUGAGCUCGGCGGACAGCCGAUCCCAUCAGCUGUUGUAGGAACCCCCAUUGGGUGCUCGGGUGGCGGGCGAUAUUCGUUCAGAUUGACUGCUGAUUUUUGCUGGUAUUUAGCAAGCUUGUUUAAACUUGCUUAACCCUAUCCGUACGUCGUGUUUUACUAUCAUAUCCAUUCGACGUGGGGAACUCUGCCACCACUUUCUAA